AUGGAUUACGCAUUUGAAGCGGAGGAGCUGGAAACCACUGAAGUGACAUCUUGUUACUUGGAGGGGACUUUGGCUUUGGAAACCAAGGUUUCAUCCUUUACUCAGCAGCAUCGAGUUUCAACUCGAAAUUUGGAAAAAAAUACGGGAGGCAGCAUUGUCUUUGAUAACGAUCUCGAGGGGCAUGUGAAUAGGAUAACAUUUAAGCAGUCAUGCAUGCUAGAAAAAUCGACUUGCACCGAAGAAGUAGUGGAUCUUUUCAGAAAAUAUGUCAAGGUUCCAGACAUCAAAAGAAAGAGCCGGCUGGGAAAUCUAUUUUCGCUGCCAAAAUUUGAAAAUCUGUCUUUGGAGCCUGAUGGACAAACAUUGCACGUCACAGAAUCAGAACCCUCAAUGGGAAUUGAGGGUAUUGAAAAGGGCACACAGAAAAGCAACCAAAAAUCUGCGCUUAAUGAACUGUGGCUUGGGAUGUUAGGAAAUUUUUCACAUCCCGACAUUAACCUUCUUCGAUUUUUGCGUGCAAGAAAAUGGUCGCUUGACGAGGCUUUCAAAAUGUUUGUAGAGUGCUUAUAUUGGCGAUGGUCCAAAGACGUUCUCUCUUUAAUGAGGCUAGGUGAGUCUUCAAUUCCGCUGCAUUUGAUGAAGAGUGGAAAAACCUUUUUCCACGGCACAGACAAGUCAGGCCAUUCACUCAUCUUUGUCCUUUCAAAAAUGCACGACAGGCGGUCCCAAUCAGAAGAGGAGAGUGAAAACUUUACAAUCUACCACAUGGAACUGGGAAGAAGAAUGCUCGGAGAAGGAAUGGAAAAGACAACUAUUGUCUUUGACUUGAAAGAUGCCGGUUAUAAUUCGCUGGACAUUUCUUCUAUUAGGCAUAUGAUUACGUGUUUUCAAAGCAACUAUCCAGAGAGCUUAUAUCGCUGUUAUGUUUUGAAUGCCCCGUGGCUGUUUUGGGCCCUUUGGAAGCUGGUUUCGCCGCUAUUGGAUCCCGUAGUUGCUGCCAAAAUCACCUUUGUCAAAAGGGUUGAAGAUUUGCUCAAUUAUGUCGAUGAGGCGAACAUACCAUCUGCUGUUUUGUCAAAAGCAAGGCCGUUGGACAAUGGAUUAGUAGUGGUGACGCCCAUAUUCUGUAAGUCUAUUGAAAAAACAGACAUUGAUGAAAACCAUUGGAAUGAGGCGCUUUUAGCGUCUCUCGAUGUUCUUAAGAAGAAAACUUUAAAUAUAGCUUCAAUCCUUAAAGACUGUUCCGAAGAGGAUUUUGAAGACAAAGUGGGGGGACUGAUAUCUCAAAGAAAGAUCACCCAGGAAGAGUAUAAAAAGUACGCUUCAGGCUCUUUAUUGGCUUCAUAUGCAGAGAACGUAUACGAACGGCACGGUAUUCUCGAUCACAGCGAUCCCACAUAUUUAAAUUGGAACAGAAGACUGUAUAGGUAG
This is a messenger RNA of Mitosporidium daphniae, 1431 nucleotides long. RefSeq lists its product as uncharacterized. NCBI's taxonomy places the organism in Eukaryota, Fungi, Microsporidia. The transcript is spliced from 4 exons. Bases 1 to 1431 code for a protein of 476 amino acids. The record is from RefSeq and is a predicted model, not a curated record.